AUGUCAGAUUUCAGCGAUAACAUUUCCAGCGGCUCAAAACAUAAUCAGGAUGACAUUGUUCAUGUCACAGACAAUGAGCAAGACUCUAACCUCCCGUCCUCUAAUAUUAACUCACCUUCCGCCUCCAUAUCUUCCAUAAUAUCCAAACAUGCAAGGCAACUACAAAUAGACACAGGUUUCACUCUCCAUCAGGUUGACGAUGCUUGGAUAAGACAAACCGAUACACC
Messenger RNA from Acaulospora morrowiae, 227 nucleotides. NCBI's taxonomy places the organism in Eukaryota, Fungi, Glomeromycota, Glomeromycetes, Diversisporales, Acaulosporaceae. The record is from the annotation of a GenBank genome assembly.